This is a messenger RNA of Syzygium oleosum, 1484 nucleotides long. RefSeq names its product probable F-box protein At4g22030. Lineage: Eukaryota; Viridiplantae; Streptophyta; Magnoliopsida; Myrtales; Myrtaceae. The record is from RefSeq and is a predicted model, not a curated record. Bases 1 to 1293 code for a protein of 430 amino acids. The transcript has a single exon.
AUGGCCGCUUUACAAGCUUCCUCUCUCUUGAUCCCCUCUUCAUCCUCCUCGGCUCGUUCUUCGAAGAGAACGGUCUCGGCUUCGAUCCAUGUCCCGAGGAUCCCUAAACUCCGCCUCUCUCAUCCGAGCUCGGCGAUGACGCAAAAACUGGUCGACGAAUUCAGCAACAGGAGCGGUUACACCAUCACGGAACCCUUGCAAAUGGACGUCGUGGAGAAAGUUAGGCUUUCCGAGCCACGCCGUUCGCCUAGCCAAUCGCCUACUGGUUCUGUUGAGACGAGUACGAAGCUCUACGCGAUCCUGGAGGCUGUCGAGGAUAGGGUGGAGAUGCACGAUAACAUCGGCAAGCAGCGGGACAACUGGAACAAGCUCCUGCUGAACUCGGUCAACAUGAUGACCCUCACCGCCACCACCGCGGCGGCCAUCUCAGCUGCCAUGCCAGCACCAUCGCUAAGAGCGUGCUCCACUCUCUUAUUUACUGCCGCCACCGGAAUGUCGCUCGUGAUGAGCAAAAUCCAGCCCUCGCAGCUGGCCGAAGAGCAGCGCAACGCCUCGAGGUUGUUCAAGCAACUUCAGAGCGAGAUCAAAUCUAUGCUAGCACUCCAGUCUCCGACGGAGUCAGACGUGAAGGAGAUGAUGGAGAAGGUGCUGGCGCUCGAUAGAGCUUAUCCACUGGCUCUGCUUGGAAAGAUGAUCGAGAAGUUCCCCGUGAAAUUUGAGCCCGCCGUGUGGUGGCCUAGAGUUUCCAACAACCGCCGCCAAUCGCGAGGGCGAAAAACCUUCAUGAACACGGAGCAAAACGGAUGGAGCGAGGAGCUGGAAGUGGAGAUGAGAGCAAUCAUCCAAGUCCUCAAGAGCAAAGACAAGAAAGACUACUUGAGGCUCGGAAACUUGGUGCUAAAACUGAAUAAGAUGUUGGCGGUUUUGGGUCCUUUACUCGCCGGCAUCGCCGCAGCCAGCUCGGUCUUCGGCGGGUCGACGGCCAUGAUGGUGGCCGCCAGCGCUGGUGCAAUGGCGGCAAUCGUCAACGGCUUCGAGCACGGGGGACAAGUCGGCAUGGUCGUGGAGAUGUACAGAAACUGCACCGGGUUCUUCGCGCUCAUGGAAGAGACGAUCGAAGCGACGCUCGAAGAGCGAGACUACGACAGGCGAGAGAACGGAGAGAUGUUCGAGAUGAAGGUGGCGAUGAAGCUGGGGCGGAGCUUGUCGCAGCUCCGAGACCUGGCAAGAAAAUCAAUGACUUCUUGCUUAGAGGGCAUCGAGGUGGAGGAAUUCGGAAGCAAGCUUUUCUGAAACUCUUUUUGAACAAGAUAGUAGCUGGUACAUAAUGUACAUGUACAAGUUACGCUCAUUAACAUGAUUCUUUCAUUCCUUGAUUCUUGGCACAUAUUUGGUGCACAUUGAUGUAACAAAGAAAAAGGAGCAUAAAAAUGCUCAUCUUGGUUUAACUUUGUUUUAACUAAAUUAAAGCUUGUUCAUUCGAU